Daldinia decipiens is the source of this 1999-nucleotide messenger RNA. RefSeq names its product 2-oxoacid dehydrogenase acyltransferase. Gene Ontology annotation, cellular component: oxoglutarate dehydrogenase complex. Gene Ontology annotation, biological process: tricarboxylic acid cycle. Bases 453 to 1772 code for a protein of 439 amino acids. The transcript is spliced from 2 exons. The record is from RefSeq and is a predicted model, not a curated record. Gene Ontology annotation, molecular function: dihydrolipoyllysine-residue succinyltransferase activity. Lineage: Eukaryota; Fungi; Ascomycota; Sordariomycetes; Xylariales; Hypoxylaceae.
CCCGUGUUAGAUGGCCACAAGGAUAGCAGUGCGAUCAAUCGGUGAGUACAUUUCCGAUGCGCAAAUAUAGGUGGACAAGCGACCAAACAAGCCUAGUAAUUGCCUAGUAAUUGCUCCGUACAAUUCCAUGAUUUAAGAAAACCGCGACGGAAAAAACCACAAGCUCUGCCGGAAACAUGGGAGCAGCGGAUCGUAUCUGAAAUUUUUUUGGAUCUUCUCCUAAAUUCAAACCCAAGAUAGCGAUUAAUAAAAUAACACAUACUUGAUUUCUUGCCAUUGCAGGCUUUUGGCAGUCAACCCGCCUUUUUUUAGUACAACACCUACUCCUAACUCCCAUUUACUGGAGUCCUUAUUCUGAUUUUCCUUUCUUCUUCCUUGCCGUCGCCGUAUCUACCAGACAUUUCCCAGAUAUACCCGCCCUCCUCCUACGCGAUCUACAUCCACCUUUUAAGAUGAUGUCAAGACGGCUUCAAACUGCCGCGCGAGUUCUGCGCCGGCCCAUGCAGCAGCAGCCCCUGCGAGGGACCAUUCUCUUGCCGCUACUCAUGACGCAAGUUCGCACCUAUGCCCAUACCAUCGUUAAAGUCCCUCAGAUGGCAGAAUCCAUUACCGAAGGUACUUUAAAACAAUGGGCCAAGAAAGUUGGCGACUAUGUCGAGCAGGACGAGGAGAUUGCUACCAUUGAAACUGACAAGAUCGAUGUCCCCGUCAACGCCCCCGAAUCUGGAGUAUUAAGAGAGCUGCUCGCCAAUGAGGAAGAUACUGUCACCGUCGACCAGGAGAUUGCAAAGAUCGAGGCCGGCGCAGCACCUGAGGGUGGUGCGAAGUCUGAGGGUACCGAGGAACCGCCGAAAAAGGAGGAGGCUUCCACCGAAUCACGCCCAGCACCUUCAGAGGGAGAGAACAAGCCAGAGCCACCUAAGUCUGAGUCGAAACCCGAGUCUAAGCCGGAACAAUCCAAGCCACAGCCACCCACCCCAGCACCACCUAAGAAAGAGUCUACACCGAAACAGUCUCAGCCAGCCAAGGACAGUUCGGCUAGUACUGGCCCCGUCCUAGGGAGCCGGGAGGAGCGACGUGUUAAGAUGAAUCGCAUGCGCCUUCGCAUUGCUGAGCGCCUAAAGCAAUCGCAGAACACCGCUGCGUCGUUGACAACUUUCAACGAGGUUGACAUGUCGUCAUUAAUGGAGUUCCGCAAGCUCUACAAGGACGAGGUGCUCAAGAGGACUGGUGUCAAGCUUGGUUUCAUGAGCGCAUUCUCGCGCGCAAGUGUUCUAGCUAUGCGAGAUAUCCCUGCUGUCAACGCCUCUAUCGAGGGGGAGAACGGUGGCGAUACUAUUGUAUACCGCGACUACGUCGACAUUAGCGUGGCUGUUGCCACCGAGAAGGGUCUGGUCACUCCUGUCGUCCGCAAUGCUGAAUCCAUGGAUAUGGUUGGAAUCGAAAAGGCUAUCGCAGACAUGGGCAGGAAGGCCCGAGACGGUAAGCUUACGAUCGAGGACAUGGCUGGUGGUACUUUCACCAUCAGUAACGGCGGUGUCUUUGGCUCUCUAAUGGGUACCCCUAUCAUCAACCUGCCGCAGAGCGCUGUAUUGGGUCUCCACGCCAUCAAGGACAGGGUUGUUUCUGUAAAUGGUAAGGUCGAGGUUCGACCGAUGAUGUACCUUGCCCUAACGUACGAUCACCGACUACUCGACGGCCGAGAAGCCGUCCAGUUCUUGGUCAAGGUCAAGGAGUAUAUCGAGGAUCCCCGUAAGAUGCUGUUGGGUUAAUCUGAUAGAUGCACGGAGGGGUUCGUCAAUUUAUUACGGUAAAUGGAAUGGGUCACAUCAUCGGUAGAGUGUACAGUAGAGCGGUCAUCCUGUCGGCAUGCUUGUGGGGGUGUCUUCGAAUAAAUAUCUUUGAAUAAGCAAUGUAAUUCCUACGCACUUUCGUGGUGUAGUUGUGUGUGAAUUUGCCAGCGAUCGUGUCGAUUAAUGUUGGUAAAGAAAUAAGUGAA